Molecule: messenger RNA, 3288 nt
Organism: Penicillium taxi
Lineage: Eukaryota; Fungi; Ascomycota; Eurotiomycetes; Eurotiales; Aspergillaceae
Product: ion transporter
Exons: 2
Coding region: 1-3288 (1095 amino acids)
Biological process (GO): monoatomic ion transport; transmembrane transport
Cellular component (GO): membrane
Molecular function (GO): monoatomic ion channel activity
Source: RefSeq, a predicted model, not a curated record
AUGUUUGCCUCUCUGUUCCAUCAGAAAAGUCGGCAUAAUCAAAAUGACCAGCUGUCAUAUAACAACACCCCAGUUGCGACCGAAAACUCUCCUUGGACUCGAACGACUGGGCGACGCGUUCUGAGGCGAGCUCCUGAUGUCGAUGACACUAGUGAAGAUGAGGCGCAGGAGCUGGAAGGUGUAGAUGAGCAUGAGGACGAGGAUUGGAUGCACGAGGAGGGCGAGGAUGGCGAUGUGCCACUGGAGUACCAUAUCAGCGACCGUGAGCUUGUGCUAUUUGUGACUGACCACAUUUCAUAUCCAGAUACGUUGCCUGUAUACGACAUUACCCAUGCCAUCCGUCCCCUUAUCGUCUCUCGUUGCGAAACUACCUUGACCUGGGAUCAGCUGCGAUCUCCUCAGGUCUCUCAAUUCAUGGUCAGGCCUAUUCAACAAAAGGUCAUGGCUUCUCGUUCGCCAGCGACCCUCUACGCUCUCAUGGCCAACUGUCUGCAAUUCGAAAAAGAGGUCCAUCUAUAUCCUGGAAACAGCGGUGCCAGUCAGACACGAGCAAUGGUGAGCGAGCUGCUUGCUAUCAAGCUAUUGAGAGAAUACACAACUAGGGAGUUGAUCGACGCGUUGUCCUAUGAGUUCUACCCGCUUCAAGGCCAGGAUCCCUCGUCGUGGACUGCGGGUGCACAGGGGAAGCGGCCUAUUGGUACCGCUCGUAUUUCCUGUCUCGAGGUGGCCAUUCGCGCACAAGCGAAACGAUUUCUGGCACAUCCAGUGGUGGUGCAGCAGUUGGAGGCCAUUUGGGCUGGCACUAUUGUGUUCCAUUCAGCUGCUGAUCAUCUCCACCGACCCAUGAAUCCAUCAACAAAUAAUCUUAAUUAUGGCACGUCGGGGAAUCAUCCUGGCAAUCAACCCCAUAGCCCUGGAGACCCUCGUUUCAGGCGCUCGGUGACACUGUACAACCCCCGAGAAGCCUCAUUAUUCAAGCUUUCCAGGUUACGAGUGCCGCGAUAUCGUCAAUUCCUUUCUACCCUGUCAUUUGCUAUCCUCCUCGGAUUAUUCUUAGCCGUCUUGAAUGAGCGUAGCCGAAAAAUAACAUCCUUGGAGGUGGUGUUCUGGUUUUGGAGUGCAGGUUUUAUGCUUGACGAAAUCGUGGGCUUCAACGAGCAAGGUUUCAGUCUUUAUUUGAUGAGCUUCUGGAAUCUAUUCGACGUGGGGAUCUUGAUUCUCCUCUUUUGCUACUACUGUCUUCGUAUUUACGGUACCUUUUUGACCUAUCCACGGAAUCAGCAGAUGGCUGAUCAAGCGUACGAUAUGCUGGCUGCGAAUGCGGUGCUUCUAUUUCCGCGUUUGUUUUCUGUUCUCGACCACUAUCGCUACUUCUCGCAACUGCUGAUCGCGUUUCGUAUCAUGGCGGCGGAUUUGAUCGCCGUUAUUGUGCUGAUCGUAAUUGCAUGCAGCGGCUUUUUCAUCGCAUUCCUCUCCUUUGGCAAUGAUGAUUCCCCCAAAGCUGUGGCAUACGGCUUAUUUCAAAUGGUGAUGGGCUUCACCCCCACAGCCUGGGGCAUGUGGGACGAAUACAACUGGCUUGGUAGGACUAUUUUGACAGUAUUCCUUUUCAUCUGUCACUUUGUCGUUGUGACUAUCCUGAUCACUGUCCUCACAAAUUCGUUCAUGAGGAUUGUUCAGAAUGCCAACGAGGAGCACCAAUUCCUGUUUGCCGUCAAUACCAUUUCAAUGGUCAAAUCAGAUGCCCUGUUCUCAUAUGUGGCCCCUGCCAAUGUCAUCGCUUGGCUAGUCACACCUCUCCGAUAUACGAUGCCUUUUCGCCAAUUUAUCAAGCUCAACCGAACUAUCAUCAAGAUCACACAUCUGCCAAUCUUGUUCACCAUAUGCCUCUAUGAGAAGACGAUUUUGAGUGCCCGCGUGAUAGAAACUAUGGAUCUUCUCGAGCCACUACCUCGUACCGACUCUUCAGGCUCCAAAUGGCGUGGCCGGUUCCGAGCGUUCAGUUCAAGGCCACCGCGUUUAGUGCGAGAGCCAUCAGUUGCCACGUAUCAGAAGGACCAAGCUCUGGACGAAGUGUUCCGGAGACCAUUUGAUGAUGGCCACGAGCAGCUUCAGGAGCGACCUGGUACAAUACGCAAGAAAACAAACAGUGUCAUCAAGGAUUGGAUGCAGGAUAUUGGACCAAAUCCUGCUCCAGAUGAACCAGACUCGGUUGUUGGUCGUUUCGAAACGUUUACGCCUCGACCUCGUUUCCCCUUCCGAAAAGCAUUGACCGGAUACGGUCGUGAUUUUACCGAGACCACUCGGUCCGUAACAUCAAACCCUGAAGAUCGGGUCAAUUUUUUCGGGAGCUCGGUCCAACUUCGUCAAAAAGAGCUCGCUGCUGCUAAACGUUCACGCCAACCCUCUCCGCACACAGACAUUGAGGGAGACGAUGAGCUCACUACUGAUGAUGAAGGCUCUAUUGACAAGUCGGACAAGGGGUCUAUUAGUAAUCCUGACAGCUCUGAUCAUGUCAGAAGCACUGAGAAAACGACACCGAAGUUCUACAGCUCUCGACCAUCCACGGCAAAGAUUUUGUCACGUCGUAACAGUCCCUCCCGACGCCCUAAUCACGAUCGGAGCGCUUCUGGGGUCACCAUUCUCUACAAUCCAGUUGGAUCAGUAGAUGAUGAUUCUGGAAGCCCUACCACCUCUCCACGACUACGUCGUGAGUCCUCUUCUGACGAGGAAAGUAACCUUCGCAUCGCUUCAUCAGCAGAUCAAGGAACGAUGAAAAGACGAUCUCUCAAAAUGUCUUUUGCGCGCAAUGCAUCACUAGGAAUACACCAAAUGUCUGCACCACAAAGCAUCUACCUGUCUGAUUCACAUAGUCGGCCCCGGCGACCACGUUCCAUGCUCUUUGAUCUAGGAUCUGAUCUUGGUGACAACAAAGCAGUCGCUGGUGGCUUUGCUGGACAUGUACCAUCCAUAUUCCACAACCGGCUAGGAUUUCCCGCCAGCGAUAUCCAUCGUGAUUCUCCAAGUCAGACUCAAGACAUGCUCAGCAAACUAGUCCUCGCUCGCAUGAACAACAUCGAAGAAGGCUUCCGAGAAGUGAUCAAGGAGGUCAAAGAUCUCCGAUUGGGUGGAUCCAGUCGAGGCCAGAGUGGAGCUGAUGAACUCCGCGCAGCUACGCGUGAGAAGAAGAAAAAGAGAGAUCUCAAGAAACGGAGACCAGCUGCGGAGGUUGAUGAUGAUACUGAUGCAAAAAUUUUGGCAAAUCCUACAAUACCUAAUACUCCAUGA